Neurospora tetraspora is the source of this 2964-nucleotide messenger RNA. RefSeq lists its product as uncharacterized. The transcript has 2 exons. The coding region runs from base 1 to 2808 and encodes 935 amino acids. NCBI's taxonomy places the organism in Eukaryota, Fungi, Ascomycota, Sordariomycetes, Sordariales, Sordariaceae. Gene Ontology annotation, molecular function: DNA binding. The record is from RefSeq and is a predicted model, not a curated record.
AUGUCUCCACUUCGUAUACCUCUAAACUUCAACCCGAAGAUCAAAACUUCAACACUACAACCAUACAAGGGCCCUGAACCCUACGGCUCGACAGAUGAAUGCCUGCUUUCAUUAAGCCCGGCUGCGAUUCGCGGCAUCGCUUUGCCUAAGCUCGUCCACCAAACAGGCAAAGCUCUCUUCAGAGCUCUUCUCCGCGCCGGCUACCGUGUCCCUCUCCCCCAUCAUGUCGCUACCGCUCUAGACGAAAAGCAAAACCCCAUUCGCGCCCUCAUCCGCAAUGGCUUCCGCCGCAACAGCUCCGAGACCAGCUUGCGCCUGGUCAAUUCGGCCCUCAACAAAGGCUACCGCUUCCUGGAGCUGCUCACCCUCGCGCGCGACGAGUCCUCCCCCGCCCACGCCGACGUCCUCCGAUUUCUGCGCGAAAACAAUGAGCGCGUUCUCGCCAUACGCGAAAAGAAGCGCCAGGAGGCAGAGAAAUUCAAGAAAUUUGCGCCGAACCCCGACGCCGUCCCUCUGCUGACCAAGAUCCCGAGCCCGGACGGCAAGGGCCCGCCGACCUUUGUCCCGACCGUGCGUCCGCUCCCGCUGGAGAAGCUAUCCGGCGGCGUGCGCAAGUUACCUACCCUCGACGAACUCGGCGGCCACCCGUUCCUGCGCCUGCGCAAGCCGCAAUCCGAAUACCUCGGUCGCGUGCUCCGACAAAAAUUCCAGCGACGCCAGCGACGGGCCGAAAAGUACCACGAGCUCGUCAGCGAAGAGCUGGCUGACGCGGAGCAGGAGGAUGCGUGGGACGACAUGGUGGAGGAGAUGCUGCAGGGCGAGCCGCAGCCGUGGGAAGAGCCAGGGUACUAUACUACAGACGGUGCGGGCCGGCAGCGAUGGACGCAGAGCAAGCAGUCGGCCAAGCGGGCGCGGGCGAGCUAUGGGUCGUAUGCGCACGCUGUCAAGCUGGCUAUGGCAGACAUCGAGCUUAAUCAGAAGCGGGAGUGGGACGAGAUGAUUGCCAGGGGCAAGGCGUUGUGGAAGUUGGUGCUAGAGGAGAGGGCGCUGGCGGAGAAGGAGAAGAAGAGGAGGAAAAAGAAGGAAAAAGUUCAGAGGAAGAGGGAGGGGAGGAGGGCGGUAAAGGCGGAGAGGAGGGAGGCGAGGCGGUUGAGGAGGAUAGCAAAGAGGAGGGAGGCGAUACGGAAGUGGUGGGCUAGGACUCAGGAGAGGAAGAAGAGGGAAAGGGCUGAGAGGAAAAGACUGCAGAUGGAGCAGGAAGCGCGGCCACUGGAAGAGGCGAAGUCUGAAGAGCCGGCUGCUGCCACGGCCGCAGCGGUUGAACAGGAAUCUGGGAAAGUGAAGAACGAAGACAACGCGCCUGAGGAGCGACGUCCAAGGGGUUCGCAGGCAUUGAAAGCGACCCGCCAACCCAAGAAGACCAACGUCCAGACAGUAGGGAAUGUGAAGAACACCGAGUCUCCAGCACUACUCGCAGAACCGGCAAAGGAACCCGAAGCAAGCCCGGAAGAAACACCAGCAUCUCUUCAGGAAAAGGAAUCAGAGCCGGAACCAGUGGAGGUACAACUUCAGGAAGAGCCAACACCAGCUUCUCCAGCGCCCAAGAAGAGAGGAAGGCCAAGGAAGGUGGAAUCCGAGACCCCGGCGACAGAACCCUCCGCCGAGCCAGAAACCACAGCGCCAAAGAAGCGAGGUAGGCCACGAAAGGUGGUAACCCCUACCGAGGAAGAAGCUCCAAAGAAGUGCGGUAGGCCUCGGAAAGCGGUAGCCCCUCCGGAAGAAAACAAUAACAGCAACAAGGAAGAGGCGGCUCCAAGAACCCCAGCUCAAACCACCCGCGCUUCACACGACGGCGGCGUUGCGCGCGACACUUUCCCACCAACGGCCAUACAUCCAACUGGACGAAAUCAGAUCCGGAAGCGACCCAGUGAUCGUAUGUACUUCUCCACCUCGAGCAGACAGCAUACAAUUUGCCCGAAGAGGGAGAUGGAACUGUUUAUGGUAGCAGCUUUUUCUGGGAACCUCAACUGGGAAGACAUAUCAAUCCCCAAGGAUUGGAAUGAGCCCGAGUCUCCAGCGGGGCCCAAGAUGAGGGAAAUACCGUGGAAGGAUGCAACAGAAGCCCUGGCAGAGGCAAUUGCCAAGCGACCUGAAAAGAAGAGGGGAAGGCCCAAGAAGGAGAUAACAGGAACGCCGGCGGCGGAUUCUAAGCUCCCCAAGAAGAGAGGAAGGCCAAAAAAGGUCACGGCGAUAGUCUCCGAAAACCCUUCUGCGGAACACAACUCCCAAAAUCAGCCUGUUGCUGCUCCUAUUACGGCUGCUGCUACUGCUGCUCCUACUACUACCACCCCGACGUCAACAGCUUCGCCCACCGCCCCAACAACCCCCCCAGCGGCAACCCCCAAGAAACCCAGCAGGAGCAAAAAGAACCAAUUCUCCCCGUCCGAAGCCGCCACCCUCUUCGCCCAAACCCGCAUUCAGUCCCUCCUCAUCUGCUCCCUCUACCAAUACCAUAACAGCCACCGCAAAAGGUUGCUUAUACGCGCCCCCAACCCCCAUGACCCUCUCGACCCGCUUGCUACCAGCAUCACCACCCCCUUCACCACCCCCUUCACCAAGCGUCUCAUCAAGCUUCCCACCAAACUCACCAACAAAACCACAGCCUCAGCUGCCCAAGCCCUAGGCCUCAAACUGGACAAAACGGACGUAUUCUGGAACGGCAACCUAUACAAAGAUCGCUACAUCGCGCACGAACGCGACAUGAAAUGGUUGGCCGAAAGCAUAUACCUACAAGAAGGAACUGGGUAGACAAGAUGAUUAACGAUGCUGUCUACCGCCAGCGCCGCGGAAGAUACACCAUGGACCUGUGGGAACGGGCUCUUUGCAGAUGGGUGGAGAUAGACAAUCCGUUUAACGUCAGACAUGUCUUCAAGAAACCCGGGCAGCAGGACAAAGAAUUCAUCU